CCACAGUAAAUAAUAAUGGAGCCACAAAGACACAAUUCCAUACCUAUCUCCUCACUGUAACAUAGCGAGACAGCCACUAAACCAACAAAAUGGAUGUUGAGGACCUCCAGAUCCAAAACUCAACAUUUGAUGGCAACACAUCAGACAUUCAGCCUGUCCCACACAACCUAUGGGAGGUCAUCACCAUAGCGACCAUAUCGGCCAUCGUCAGCCUUAUAACAGUCGUAGGCAAUGUUCUGGUGAUGCUGUCGUUCAAGGUCAACAGUCAACUAAAGACAGUCAACAACUACUACCUUCUCAGCUUAGCCUUCGCUGACCUCAUAAUAGGAGCCCUGUCCAUGAACUUAUACACCUCAUACAUCCUAAUGGGCUAUUGGUCCUUAGGGAACCUAGCCUGUGACCUCUGGUUAGCCCUGGAUUAUGUGGCCAGCAAUGCCUCCGUUAUGAACUUGUUAGUCAUCAGUUUCGACAGAUACUUCUCCAUCACAAGGCCGCUGACCUAUAGAGCCAAGAGGACGCCGAAGAGAGCGGCUAUUAUGAUUGGCUUAGCGUGGUUGGUGUCGUUUGUCCUCUGGGCGCCGCCUAUCCUGUGCUGGCAGUACUUUGCGGGAGAGAGGACGGUCCCGGCAGACCAGUGCCAGAUCCAGUUCUUCUCCGAGCCGGUGAUCACGUUUGGCACGGCCAUCGCAGCGUUCUACAUCCCUGUCUCCAUCAUGACCCUCCUCUACAGUAGGAUCUACAAGGAGACAGAGAAACGCACCAAGGACCUGGCUGAGCUGCAGGGUCUUACCACAUCUGGUCACCCAGAGACUGUUAAUAAACCCCAGAAAACAGUUAUGUUACAGUCCUGUUUUGGCUCCAGUAACGACAGGAGGGACAGGAGGAACCAGGCCUCAUGGUCCUCGUCCAACCAGAGCAACGUCACCAAGACCACGACCCGGUCGGACGAGCUGGCCUGGGCCCAUGCUGACCAGAUCACCUCCUUUAACAGCUACACCUCGUCCGAGGAGGAGGAGACUCACCAUCCUGUUUCCGCGGCAACCUCUCAGGGGACAAUCAAAGGUCAAGUUCAAAGUCAGACAGAGAAAGGACAGACGGCCGCCGAUUACGGUGAUAACGAAGAAGGCGAGUAUUUCCAGACCGCCACUCCACCGCUGAAAAAACUCAGCAAGAAGGGAAUCUCUUACAAGUUCAAAUUGGUCUCGAAAGAUACCAGCAGCCCUCCUCAGAAUGACAAAAUCACCAACAACACAGACCUCAAAACAGCUCCUCCAUGUCCCUCUGAGUCUGACCAGAUAGGUCAGAACCACCACCAGAACUCCUCUCCAUCAUCCCACACCACCACCACCACCCCCAAGCCCAUGGACCCCUCCCUGAAGAGCCAGAUCACCAAGAGGAAGAGGAUGGUCCUCAUCAAGGAGAAGAAAGCUGCUCAGACCCUCAGUGCCAUCCUCCUGGCCUUCAUCCUAACAUGGACGCCGUACAACAUCAUGGUGCUCAUCUCCACCUUCUGUUCUGACUGUAUCCCUGUGUCUCUCUGGCACCUGGGCUACUGGCUCUGCUAUGUCAACAGCACCAUCAACCCCAUGUGUUACGCGUUGUGUAAUAAGACUUUUCAGAAGACCUUUAAGAUGCUGUUGAUGUGUCAGUGGAGGAAGAAGAGAGGGGAGGAUAAGUUGUACUGGUGCGGACAGAACCCGGCCAUCAACAGCAAGAUGACAUGAUGUAGUGUGGAAUAGAGAAUAUAUACGUAUUUGGACAUUCAGCAGCAGCAGACCCUUUUAUCUAAAAUAACUUUUUGUACAGCAGAUAUGUUUAGCAAAUGUGGCCCAUAUGGCAUUAAACCCACAACAACAAAAACAAAAUGUGCACUCUGAGGCAGAACUGAGUUUGGGAAAGCGUGAUGUACAUAUUGAAUAUGCACAUUGCUGCACAUUGCUGCAACUGCAACUGUACUGUACGGAUAGCAAUGGAAGUGUGCUAGCUCAAAUCACAGUAACUAGUGGUCAUAGAUAUAUCUGUGAGGAUGAGUAAUGCUGUAUACUGUUGCACUAUCACACACCUCUUCAUGUCAAAUGUUUCCUAUAUAAGCUAAUGUGCCUUUGUUCGUCAGAAGGUCUGGUGAUGAAGACUUGUAAUUGUGAAUGGAUCGGUGUUGACCUUGCUACUGUAUUGUGAAUGGGUCGGUGUUGACCUUGUUACUGUAUUGUGAAUGGGAUCGGUGUUGACCUUGCUACUGUAUUGUGAAUGGAUCGGUGUUGACCUUGUUACUGUAUUGUGAAUGGGUCGGUGUUGACCUUGUUACUGUAUUGUGAAUGGGUCGGUGUUGACCUUGCUACUGUAUUGUGAAUGGAUCGGUGUUGACCUCGUUACUGUAUUGUGAAUGGAUCGGUGUUGACCUUGCUACUGUAUUGUGAAUGGGAUCGGUGUUGACCUUGCUUUUUUGUGAAUGGAUCGGUGUUGACCUUGCUACUGUAUUGUGAAUGGAUUGGUGUUGACCUUGCUACUGUAUUGUGAAUGGAUCGGUGUUGACCUCGUUACUGUAUUGUGAAUGGAUCGGUGUUGACCUUGCUACUGUAUUGUGAAUGGGAUCGGUGUUGACCUUGCUUUUUUGUGAAUGGAUCGGUGUUGACCUUGCUACUGUAUUGUGAAUGGAUCGGUGUUGACCUUGCUACUGUAUUGUGAAUGGAUCGGUGUUGACCUCGUUACUGUAUUGUGAAUGGAUCGGUGUUGACCUUGCUACUGUAUUGCAAAUGGAUCGGUGUUGACCUUGCUACUGUAUUGUGAAUGGAUCGGUGUUGACCUUGCUACUGUAUUGUGAAUGGAUCAGUGUUGACCUUGCUACUGUAUUGUGUGCUGCUUGUGUACCUUUGAUCUGAUCAGUGAAAUAAUCCCAAUUGAAAAGUAUCAUGAGAGAUCCUCUGAAUGCUCUUUUGUUAACACAACCUUUAUAUUACAACUGCUUCGGGGAUGUGCACCAGACCACCAGGACACCCACCUAGGGGACAGUGAUCUGAGUGACUAGGGACACCCACCUAGCGGACAGUGAUCCGAGGUGACCAGGGACACCGAUCUGACUGAGUGACCAUGGACACCCACCUAGGGGACAGUGAUCUGGCAGUGACAGUGAUUUGAGGUGACCAGGGACACCCACCUAAGGUGACUCAUAUGGCUUAUGGGUCUCUGGGCUACAGUAGCUAACCCAUCACGACUGUUCGGUUUCUGGAUCACAUCAACAUGACCUCUCCUGUUAAUUACAUUACAUGAAUUACUCUCCUGUUAAUUACAUUACAUGAAUUACAUUUCAAACACUGCAUAUGUGCCAGGAGUGUUACAGAGAAC
Messenger RNA from Oncorhynchus mykiss (rainbow trout), 3342 nucleotides. RefSeq names its product muscarinic acetylcholine receptor M5-like. Lineage: Eukaryota; Metazoa; Chordata; Actinopteri; Salmoniformes; Salmonidae. Gene Ontology annotation, cellular component: plasma membrane; synapse; dendrite. The record is from RefSeq and is a predicted model, not a curated record. Gene Ontology annotation, molecular function: G protein-coupled serotonin receptor activity; G protein-coupled acetylcholine receptor activity. Gene Ontology annotation, biological process: adenylate cyclase-inhibiting G protein-coupled acetylcholine receptor signaling pathway; G protein-coupled receptor signaling pathway, coupled to cyclic nucleotide second messenger; chemical synaptic transmission.